AUGCCUAGCUUAAGACAAAUCUUGGGAGCGGUGGCGGUUGGGUUCGCUACUGUUACUUCCGCCGCACCGGCAUUCCCAAAGCUCGAUCCUCGAACCAUCAGCGCAUACAACGCCAUCUCUGCGAGACAAAACCCAGCAACUGGUUUACCUGAUGGAUUGACGGAUGUUGAUAUCCUCCAAUUUGCGCUCACGUUGGAAUUCCUCGAGACAGCUUUCUACGAGGAGGGAUUCGCGAAAUUCCCCGAGUCGGAUUUCACCGCCUUGGGUCUCCAAGCAGCUGAUAUCACCAACCUGAAGUCCAUCCUAACAUCUGAGCAAACUCAUGUUACCACCUUGUUGUCUGCGAUUUCUGGUGCGGGCGUCAAGCCUGUUGCUCCUUGCAAGUACAAGUUUGGCCUGACUGAUGCGGCCGGCAUGGUUGCUACUGCUGCCAUCUUGGAGAAUGUCGGCGUCUCUGCUUACCUUGGAGCUGCCCCUCUCGUCACCACCCCAUCCAUCCUCUCUGUAGCAGCCUCAAUUGUUACCGUUGAAGCCCGCCAUCAAACAUUCAUCCGCGUCGCCUCAAAGGCGGAGGCAAUCCCCUCACCAUUCGACACUGCUCUCGGUAUCCGCAACGUCUUCACCCUCGCCGCAGGAUUCAUCGAGUCCUGCCCCGAAGGCUCCAACCUCCUCGUCACUCCCUUCCCCGCUGUUACCAUGGGUGCUGCUAGCGCGAACACCAAAGUUCUCGCAGGCCAGAGCCUGGCUCUUGAGUCUAGUGCUAGUGCCGGUGCUACCUUCUGUGCGUUCACCAAUGCUGGCGCACCCGGCGGAACUGCAUUCAGCCCAUUCACCGGCGGUGCUUGCGUCGUGCCACAAAACCUCAAGGGCUUCACUUAUGUCAACCUUGCGAGCGCCGGCCCAGCUACUGGCGUUCUUACUGAUGGCAUUACUCUUGCCGGGCCAAUGGUUAUGCAAGUUUCAUAG
This is a messenger RNA of Venustampulla echinocandica, 966 nucleotides long. Its product is annotated as Ferritin-like protein. The coding region runs from base 1 to 966 and encodes 321 amino acids. The transcript has 3 exons. The record is from RefSeq and is a predicted model, not a curated record. Lineage: Eukaryota; Fungi; Ascomycota; Leotiomycetes; Helotiales; Pleuroascaceae.